AUGCAGCCAGGAGCCCUUCCUCGCGUCGUAACCGAUGGAACCAAUGCUCCGCAGCUGCCCAGGAGGGCACCAAGCCUGGGUUUUGCCCAAAGGCCCCUGCGCCAGGAGCCCUCGCUGGCUCGGAGCGGGAGAGGUGCUGAGGAGCAAAUUGACCUUUCCCUGUCGGCGCUUUCUGUUCACCAGAGCGGAUCCGGCUGGUCUCCAGUGUAUGUUGAAGAGAACUUAGGCGUCAUGUCCGUGGGGUUCUUGCUUAGCAGUCCUGAUGACGCGGUCAUCUGGAGAGGACCCAAAAAAAAUGGGUUGAUCAAACAGUUUCUUCGGGAUGUGGACUGGGGUGAGAUCGACUACCUGAUCGUCGAUACGCCUCCGGGCACAUCGGAUGAACACCUGGCCAUCGUGCAGUACCUCGGUGCAAUGCGCAUAGCUGGCGCUGUUAUCGUCACUACCCCGCAGGAAGUGUCGCUCCAGGACGUUCGGAAGGAGAUCAGCUUCUGCCGUAAGGUGAAGCUGCCCAUCAUCGGCGUUGUGGAAAACAUGAGUGGCUUUGUGUGCCCGAAGUGUCAGAACGAAUCUCAGAUCUUUCCCCCGACCACCGGCGGGGCAGAGAAGAUGUGCCAGAACUUAAACGUUUCCCUCCUGGGUAAAGUGCCUCUGGAUCCUCGAAUAGGUAAAAGCUGCGACAGCGGCCAGUCGUUCUUGGCUGAAGCACCUGACUCCGCAGCGACGUCGUCUUACAGGAGUAUCAUUCAAAGAAUUCAGGAGUACUGUGAUCAGCACCAUCUCCAGGAAGAAAAGAUUAUCUAAGCUAUGAAUGGAGUGAAAAUGUAGUUCACCUUUAAUUAUAGAGAAGUAACUUAUGCCUUGAUUUGAUGGAAGGAAUGUAUUCUUUUUGUAUAUUGCAAAUAAAUUCUUAAUAUAAA
Messenger RNA from Opisthocomus hoazin, 920 nucleotides. NCBI's taxonomy places the organism in Eukaryota, Metazoa, Chordata, Aves, Opisthocomiformes, Opisthocomidae. The record is from RefSeq and is a predicted model, not a curated record.